Molecule: messenger RNA, 11356 nt
Organism: Callithrix jacchus (white-tufted-ear marmoset)
Lineage: Eukaryota; Metazoa; Chordata; Mammalia; Primates; Cebidae
Source: RefSeq, a predicted model, not a curated record
CAUGUGAUUUGACUGCGUGGGUGGGUGCGAGUGUGCCUGGUUGUUUCCUGUAUAUUUUGCGCUCUGAACAGCUCCAUCCCGCCAGCCGCAUGUUGGGUGCUCUGAAUGCCUCUCUGUGGGGUAUUCUUCCUGCAGACCCCCUGUGUGCUGUGGGGUACUGCAGGGUUCAUCCUGAAGCGCUGGGUUCUGGUGCGAGACCCAGAGGGCCGGCUUCCUCCCCUCUGGUCAGGGGCUGUGUCCGGAGGGUUGCCAGGCCUGCCCCCUCCCGUUGGGGUCCUGCUUCUGCCACAGUCAGGGCCCACGGCAGGGUUCCCGUCUCCCUCCUCAAGCUGGAACUCCAGCCUGCUGCGGUCCCUGUGGUUCCUAGCUCUACAGUGUCUUCCCCCAUGAUCACUGGACAGAGGGCCCCACCUCCCCUGGUUUUGGGGUUUUCUUGUCACAGGGAGUCGCUGUCUCAGAGUGGUGGCCGAGGGAGCUGCAGGUCUGGCUGAGAGUGUUUUUGGCUGUGGUUUGCGCGUCCUGAGGCUGCGCAGGUCGGAGGGCGCUGUGUGGGGGUCUGGCCGAGUUCCUCUUCCCACGAUUCACAGCCAAGCACUUCUCACAGGUUCCGGGCUUUACUGGGGCAGAGAACGUUCCCGGGAGCUGAUGAGUCACGGGUGUGAGGGCUGGGAACACUCUGAUUUACUGGGUGUCACCUGUCCUGGCCUGCUCUCCUUGGCAGUGUAACAUUAUUUUGGGGGCCAUGUAAGUGUUCUAAAAAUGAGUGCCCUGCAGAAGUUGGCAGGCUGAGCUCGCCUCUAGUUGCUGUGAGCCGGGCCCUCUGCCCCGUUGCCUGUUCCACCUCGUUCCCUGUCAUUCAGCUGGGGGAGCUGUUCUUAUCAGGCAGUGCGCCCUGAGUUACGCCCCCGUCCCCUCCUUCCUUGUGCUGCCUCCUGUCCAGAGCUACCUUGUGGUGCGUGCUGCUGUGCGGACCAAGGGCUGGGGCCAGGGCUUUGUCUGCAGACUUUGCCCGAAGGCCUAGCGGUGACCUUCCCUCACACGGUGGGUGGGGAGGACCCCUGACUGAGAGUGCACGUCUAGGAAAAGGAGUCUUGGCCCCGAGGCCUUUCUAGCACAGGUGUGUUCCUGGAGGGCCCAGGGGACAGGCGGAGCAGGCCACAGAGCUUGGGUGUCCGUCCCAGGGCCCAUGGCUAGAGCAGCAAGGUUGCCUCAUAUAGCCCUGGUGUGUGGGGCGGGAGCCUCUGUGUGGAAGAGCCCGGCGCUGGCUUCCAGCUCUGUUGGGGUUCUUUUAUUUAUUUUUGCUUUUUAUUUUGAGACGGGGUAUUGCUCUGUUCCAGUGGCCGUUCACAGGUUCGAUCGCACUACUGAUUGGCUCAGGAGUUUUGACCUGCUCCAUUUCCAACCUGGAUUGGGUCGGGUCACCCCUCCUUAGGCAACCUGGUGGUCCCCGGCUCCCGGGAGGUCACCACAUUGAUGCCAAACUCAGUGUGGACACCCGAUCGGCAUCGCACGGCAGCCCAGAGCUCCUGGGCUGAAGCAAACCUCCAGCCUCAAGCGGAGCUGGGACUACAGGCACAUGCCCCCCCGGCCGGCCCGGCCUUUCCUUUUUCGAGGUGCAGUUUCGCCCUUGUUGCUGAGGCUGCAGUGCAGUGGCACAGUCUUGGCUCACUCACACUUCUACCUCCCAGGUUUAAGCGAUCCUCCUGCCUCAUCCUCCCGAGUAGCUGGGGUUGCAGGCUUGUGCCACCACACUUGGCUACUUUUGUAUUCUUAGUAGAGAUGGGGUUUCUCCAUGUUGGUCAGGCUGGUCUCCAACUCCUGACCUCAGGAUCCACCCACCUUAGCCUCCCAAAGAGCAGGGAUUACAGGUGUGAGCCACCAUGCCCGGCUUGUGUUGGAGUUCCUUAGCCACCUGUCAGCAAGGGGCCGCCUUUUCACUUUGCCUGGGCCCUUGACUUCCACUGCUCCCUCCUCACCCUCUCCUGCUCUGCUCUCCUCUCUGCCUUGCCCCGACUCCUGCCUCCUUCCUUUUCUUUUUAUAUCUUUUGAGACAGUGUCACUCUGCCGCCCAGAUUGGAGGGGAAGUGGUGCAGUCUGGCCUCACUGUAAGCACUGCUUCCUGGGUUCAGGAGAUUCUCCCGUCUCACCCACCACGUAGCUCACAUCACAGGCCGGUCCCGUGGAAUCAGGCCCCAUGGAGGCUCCAUCACCUGCAGUCACGUACCGGGCCUUUGCAGAAGCAGGAUUCCCAGCCAGGCUGGAGCUCCCAGGCUGGAGCGGUUCCUGGUGGGCCUGUGGAGCGUGUCCUCAGGGGCUCGGGGACAAGCAUCACGACGCUGCUCAUGAGAUCAUCGAGACCAUCCGAUGGGUCUGUGAGGAAAUCCCGGAUCUCAAGCUCGCUAUGGAGAAUUACGUUUUAAUCGACUAUGACACCAAAAGCUUUGAGAGCAUGCAGAGGCUCUGUGACAAGUACAACCGUGCCAUCGACAGCAUCCACCAGCUGUGGAAGGGUACCACGCAGCCCAUGAAGCUGAACACGCGGCCAUCCACUGGGCUCCUGCGCCACAUCCUGCAGCAGGUCUACAACCACUCGGUGACCGACCCUGAGAAGCUCAACAACUACGAGCCCUUCUCCCCCGAGGUGUACGGGGAGACCUCCUUUGACCUGGUGGCCCAGAUGAUCGACGAGAUCAAGAUGACCGACGACGACCUGUUUGUGGACCUGGGGAGCGGUGUGGGCCAGGUUGUGCUCCAGGUCGCCGCUGCCACCAACUGCAAGCAUCACUAUGGUGUCGAGAAAGCAGACAUCCCGGCCAAGUAUGCGGAGACCAUGGACCGCGAGUUCAGGAAGUGGAUGAAAUGGUAUGGAAAAAAGCAUGCAGAAUACACAUUGGAGAGAGGCGAUUUCCUCUCGGAAGAGUGGAGGGAGCGAAUUGCCAACACGAGUGUUAUAUUUGUGAAUAACUUUGCCUUUGGUCCUGAGGUGGAUCACCAGCUGAAGGAGCGCUUUGCAAACAUGAAGGAAGGUGGCAGAAUCGUGUCCUCGAAACCCUUUGCACCUCUCAACUUCAGAAUAAACAGUAGAAACUUGAGUGACAUCGGCACCAUCAUGCGUGUGGUGGAGCUGUCGCCCCUCAAGGGCUCGGUGUCGUGGACGGGGAAGCCGGUCUCCUACUACCUGCACACUAUCGACCGCACCAUACUUGAAAACUAUUUUUCUAGUCUGAAAAACCCAAAACUCAGGGAGGAACAGGAGGCAGCCCGGCGCCGCCAGCAGCGCGAGAGCAAGAGCAACGCAGCCACGCCCACCAAGGGUCCCGAAGGCAAGGCAGCUGGCCCUGCGGAAGCCCCCACGGACUCUGGUGCUGAGGAAGAGAAGGCGGGAGCAGCCACCGUGAAGAAGCCGUCUCCCUCCAAAGCCCGCAAGAAGAAACUGAACAAGAAGGGGAGGAAGAUGGCCGGCCGCAAGCGUGGGCGCCCCAAGAAGAUGAGCACUGCGAAUCCCGAGCGGAAGCCCAAGAAGAACCAAACUGCACUGGAUCUCCUGCACGCUCAGACCGUGUCUCAGACGGCGGCCUCCUCGCCCCAGGAUGCCUACAGGUCCCCUCACAGCCCAUUCUACCAGCUACCUCCGAGCGUGCAGCGGCACUCCCCCAACCCACUGCUGGUGGCGCCCACCCCGCCCGCGCUGCAGAAGCUGCUAGAGUCCUUCAGGGUCCAGUACCUGCAGUUCCUGGCGUACACGAAGACCCCCCAGUACAAGGCCAGCCUGCAGGAGCUGCUGGGCCAGGAGAAGGAGAAGAACGCCCAGCUCCUGGGCACGGCUCAGCAGCUCCUCAGCCACUGUCAGGCCCAGAAGGAGGAGAUCAGGAGGCUGUUUCAGCAGAAAUUGGAUGAGCUGGGUGUGAAGGCGCUGACCUACAACGACCUGAUUCAGGCGCAGAAGGAGAUCUCCGCCCAUAACCAGCAGCUGCGGGAGCAGUCGGACCAGCUGGAGCAGGAUAACCGCGCACUCCGCAGUCAGAGCCUGCAGCUGCUCAAGGCUCGCUGUGAGGAGCUGCAGCUGGACUGGGCCACGCUGUCCCUGGAGAAGCUGCUGAAGGAGAAGCAGGCGCUGAAGAGCCAGAUCUCAGAGAAGCAGAGGCACUGCCUGGAGCUGCAGAUCAGCAUUGUGGAGCUGGAGAAGAGCCAGCGGCAGCAGGAGCUCCUGCAGCUCAAGUCCUGCGUGCCACCGGACGACACCCUGGCCCUGCACCUGCGCGGGAAGGGUGCCCUGGGCCGCGAGCUGGAGCCCGACGCCGGUCGGCUGCAUCUGGAGCUGGACUGCGCCAAGUUCCCGCUGCCUCACUUGAGCAGCAUGAGCCCAGAGCUCUCCAUGAAUGGCCAUGCUGCCAGCUAUGAGCUCUGCAGUGCGCUGAGCCGGCCCUCGCCCAAGCAGGACACGCCCCAGUACCUGGCCUCACCCUUAGACCAGGAGGUGGUACCCUGCACCCCCAGCCACGGUGGCCGGCAGCGCGUGGAGAAGCUGUCUGGCCUGGCUGUGCCCGACUACACCAGGCUGUCCCCAGCCAAGAUCGUGCUGAGGCGGCACCUCAGCCAGGACCACACGGUGCCCGGCAGGCCGGCCGCCAGCGAGCUGCACCCGAGAGCUGAGCACACCAAGGAGAAUGGCCUUCCCUACCAGAGCCCCAGCGUGCCCAGCAGCAUGAAGCUGAGCCCCCAGGACCCGAGGCCCCCAUCCCCUGGGGCCCUGCAGCUUGCUGGAGAGAAGAGCAAUGAGAAGGGCCUGAGGGAGCGUGCCUACGGCAGCGGCGGAGAGCCCAUCACCAGCCUGCCCAUCAGCAUCCCGCUCAGCACCGUGCAGCCAAACAAGCUUCCGGUCAGCAUCCCCCUGGCCAGCGUGGUGCUGCCCAGCCGUGCCGAGAGGGCGAGAAGCACCCCCAGUCCUGUGCUGCAGCCCCGAGACCCCUCGUCCACACUUGAAAAGCAUAUUGGUGCUAAUGCCCACAGUGCUGGGAGCAGAAGCCUUGCCCUGGGCCCCGCAGGCUUCUCCUAUGGUGGCUCGGUGGCCAUCAGCGGGACCCUGGCAGGCAGCCCAGCCUCUCUCACCCCUGGAGCCGAGCCGGCCGCCUUGGAUGAGUCUUCCAGCUCUGGGAGUCUUUUUGCCACUGUGGGGUCCCGCAGCUCCACGCCACAGCAUCCCCUGCUGCUGGCACAGCCCCGGAACUCGCGCCCGGCCUCUCCUGCCCACCAGCUUUCCUCCAGCCCCCGGCUCAGUGGGGCUGCCCACGGCCCGCUCCCGGAAGCCAGCAAGGGGGACCUGCCCUCCGAUUCCGGCUUCUCAGAUCCGGAGAGCGAGGCCAAGAGGAGGAUCGUGUUCACCAUCGCCACCGGCGCGGGCGGCACCAAGCAGUCGCCUUCCAGCAAACACAGCCCCCUGACCGCCAGCACCCGCGGGGACUGUGUGCCGAGCCACGGCCAGGACAGUCGCAAACGUGGCCGGCGGAAGCGAGCGUCAACAGGGACGCCCAGUUUGACCGCAGGCGUGUCCCCCAAGCGCCGGGCCCUGCCGUCUGUCGCUGGCCUUUUCACGCAGCCUUCAGGGUCUCCUCUAAACCUCAACUCCAUGGUCAGUAACAUCAACCAGCCCCUGGAGAUUACGGCCAUCUCAUCCCCUGAGGCCUCCCUGAAGAGCUCCCCUGUGCCCUACCAGGACCACGAUCAGCCCCCCGUGCUCAAGAAAGAGCGGCCCCUGAGCCAGACCAAUGGGGCGCACUACUCCCCGCUCACCUCCGACGAGGAGCCAGGCUCUGAGGACGAGCCCAGCAGCGCCCGAAUUGAGAGAAAAAUUGCAACAAUCUCCUUAGAAAGCAAAUCUCCCCCCAAAACCUUGGAAAACGGUGGUGGCGUGGCAGGAAGGAGGCCAGCGCCCGCUGGCGAGCCCGUCAAUAGCAGCAAGUGGAAGUCCACCUUCUCGCCGAUCUCCGACAUCGGCCUGGCCAAGGCUGCGGACAGCCCCUUGCAGGCCGGCCCCACCCUGAGCCAGAGCUCCCUGUUUGCGUUCCGGCCCUCCCUGGAGGAGACCCCCGCCGAUGCCAAGCUGGCUUCCCACCCCAGGAAAGGCUUUCCCGGCUCCCUGUCAGGGACCGAUGGACUCAGCCCCAGCACCAACCCUGCGAACGGCUGCACCUUCGGUGGGGGCCUGGCCGCCGAGCUGAGUUCACACAGCUUCAGUGAUGGUGCUUCUCUCCCCCACAAGGGCCCCGAGGCGGCCGGCCUGAGCUCUCCGCUGGGCUUCCCCUCGCAGCGCACAAAGGAGGCCUCGGACGCCAACCCUUUCCUGAGCAAGAGGCAGCUAGAUGGCCUGGCUGGGCUGAAGGGCGAGGGUGGCCGCGGCAAGGAGGUCGGGGAGGGAGGCCUGCCACUGUGCGGCCCUGCGGACAAAACCCCGCUGCCCACCGGCAAGGCUGCCAAGGCCCGGGACCGCGAGCUCGACCUCAAGAACGGCCACAACCUCUUCAUCUCUGCGGCCGCCGUGCCUCCCGGAGGCCUCCUCAGCGGGCCUGGCCUGGCCCCAGCGGCGUCUUCUGCAGGCGGCGCGGGGUCCUCUGCCCAGACGCACCGGCCCUUCCUGGGCCCCUUCCCUCCGGGGCCACAGUUCGCGCUGGGCCCCAUGGCCCUGCAGGCCAACCUGGGCUCCGUGGCCGGCUCCUCCGUGCUGCAGUCGCUCUUCAGCUCUGUACCAGCCGCCGCUGGCCUGGUGCACGUGUCGUCCGCUGCCACCAGACUCACCAACUCGCACGCCAUGGGCAGCUUUUCCGGGGUGGCAGGCAGCACAGUUGGAGGUGUCUUUAACCACGCGGUGCCUUCCGCCUCUGCUCAUCCGUUUGGAGCCCGUGUCGGCCGUGGGGCUGCGUGUGGCAGUGCCACGCUGGGCCCGAGCCCGCUGCAGGCGGCGGCCAGCGCCUCGGCCUCUUCCUUUCAGGCCCCGGCCUCAGUUGAGACCCGGCCGCCCCCUCCGCCUCCGCCUCCCCCGCUGCCCCCGCCUGCGCACCUGGGCCGGCCCCCCGCAGGGCCUCCCGUCCUCCACGCUCUCCCACCUAACGCCGCCUUGCCUCCUCCCCCAACGCUGCUGGCCUCUAACCCUGAGCCCGUGCUUCUGCAGAGCCUCGCGUCCCUCCCGCCUAACCAAGCUUUCUUGCCCUCCGCCUCUGCUGCCUCUCUGCCGCCUGCUAACGCCUCUUUGUCUAUCAAGCUCACCUCCCUCCCGCACAAGGGCGCCCGCCCCUCCUUCACAGUGCACCACCAGCCCCUGCCCCGGCUGGCCCUGGCACAGGCCGCGCCCGGGAUCCCGCAGGCCAGCAGCACAGGGCCGUCUGCUGUGUGGGUGUCCCUUGGCAUGCCGCCUCCUUAUGCCACGCACCUCUCAGGGGUUAAGCCGCGAUAAAGACCUUGCUUUAGCUAGCAGUGCGUAUUGUGUAAGGUAAGGCCAGAGCCCCGCGCGGGGGCUCCCUCCAGACACUGAACUGUCCUUCCUUUGGCAGAGAAGACGGCCACAGGGCUCGGCAGAAGGGCCAGGGGUCCUGAGGAGGGACGCGAGAGGAGGGACUGCAGGAUGGGCGCCAGCCGUGGCUGGCGUGGCCUGAGCGUGUUGGCUUCUAGCUGCCCACAGCUGGGUCCCUGUGGUGAUGCCGCAGGACUGAGGCCAGCCCUGGGGGCAGCUGUGCCAGCCCCUGUGGGUGACGCUCACAGGGUACCAUGCCAGGGAUGGGUGCAGCCCCUCAGGGGACUGGGAGUGGCCUCCAGGGCUCCAUCUGUACCAGGCCCAGGUCACUUGGAACAGGUGGCAUGGUGCAGUACCAGCUGCAGAGGUCCUGGGAAGCCAGGUUGGCAGGACAGACACCUCUGGUCAGGGCUGUCGGGCUGGUCCCUCGGAUACCUCAUAGGGAGCCGGUGAGGCCCCUGGUGUCCCACCUGCCUGGGGGGCUGAUGGGUUCCCGGUGGGGCUGAGAGGCAAGCUCUGUGCCCUGUGAGAGGCAAGCUCUGUGCCCUGUGUGAUGGGGCUGCCCCCGGGACACGGCUGAUGGUGGCCGCACUGCUCUGUGGCUGUGGCCGAAAGACGAGGGCUUCCAGCCGCUCAGAUGUCAGCACUGAGGUGUACAGGCUAGUGUAGACAGUGCCCGCCUUUGCACCAGAGGAAGUGGGAGGCAGGAGUGAGUUUGUGGCCAUGAGGCCUUCAGAGAACGUCCCGUCCACUCCUAGAGGUUGUGGAAACUGGCUGCUGACCCCCCCGAGGGCAGUUGGCCACCUGUGCCCUCCAGGGACGAGGCAUGCCGGGCAGCACAGUACAAAGGUGCCCUCUGCUUGCCCCUAACCUACUGACUCUGGGGGCCCUGGGACACAGGCCUUCAUGGGCAAGUCCACAUCUCGCUGGGCAAGGAGAGGUGGACUGGGAGCCGAGGCGGAGGCAGAGGCGGGGGCGGGGCCGGGGCUAGUCAGCCUGGCCCUCCCUGCAGUGUACUGAAGUGGAAGUAGGAGCGGGCCUGGCGGGUCAGUGCGGGCACCUGUGGGCUGAACAGGCUCCUACAGCUCCCACAGCUCCCAUAGGAGAUGAGCUGCAGGUAGGGUGGCUGUAGUGGGACUUGGCUGUGCGUCUCUGGAGGAAGGCUGGAGCUUGGCUGGCGUGGCCAGGUGUCAGGCUCCCUGGGCCUGCUGUGGUUGGAGGGGCCGGCGCCCUGCCUGUCACGGUGCUGGCCCCAGGUGGCGAGUGUGCUCGUGGGAGGCCUCGGUCCCCAGCCCGGGUGAGUGUCGGGCUCCCCAGGCUUGAGGGUGACAGACUGCCCUUCCCACUGUGCCCUCCUGCAGGUAACUAGGAUUUCUACCUCAACCGCGAGACCUAUGCAAGGACGGUGUGGACCAACUGCGCCCGCGGCCCCUGCCCGCCGGCCUCCCACCCUGACGGCAGAGGCGAGGACGGGAGCUCCACUGUGAAUCGGCGGCGCACGCCACAGGAGGCUGGGACUGGUCCAGUUUGUACUGUUGAUAGUUUUAGAUAAAGUAUUUAUCAUUUUUUAAAAAGUAUAAACAAUUCUGACUUAUUUUAUUCCAUCUAAGUGGUAAAAGGCAACUUAUUGAGAAAAUAUAAAAUAUCUAUAUAUGAGAGAUCUAUAUAAAGACACGUGUCUGCAGGGCGGGCCCGCCAGCGGAGUCGCCGACAGCCUGCCCCGGUGCUAUCUCGUCCCCAGGCCUGCGCCUGCCUCCGCCCGCUUGGUGCUGACUAGACGCUGACGACGCCGAACCCCGUCCUCGGAAACGCCGCCCGGCCGGCUCCCCCGACGACGCACUGCUCCCGUACCAAAGGCAGGCCCGCCGCUGCCACAUUCCUCGGAGCCCCCCCGUGGCCUGAGCCCUUCCCGAGCCCCUGGCACCUGCCCUGAGCGCUCCACCCCGCCCCGUCACUGUGAACCCCCAGACUGUUCACCCUGCGGGGCCUGGCUGGCGCCCUUGCGUGGAGGGGCCCGCGCCGCCGUGCGCUGCGAUGGUGCUGUGAGGACGGCAGGCGCCGGACAAGUGCAUUUACUUUUGUAUUUCUCGGCUUCCGUGGCUCGCAGCGUGUCCUGCGACGCGGGCAGGCCUGUCGAGGGUCCCCUGGUGUCUGUACAGGAGAGAGUCACACUAAUGAGUGGCAGUAUUUUAUAGAGAUGUGAUAAGAAUUUAUAAAUUUCAUAGAUUUAACAGCUUUUAUUUUUAGAUGGUAUAAUGCACAGUGAGGAAAGAAAAGCGAGGGAAAAACCUUAUUUAUUCAGUGUACAAAAUGGCCGCAGGGUCAGCCCCCACCCCACACCCCUCAGUUGCACCCCCCAGUGGUCCAGACAGCUGCCCGAGCCUCUGCCUGGCCCAUGUCCCUUCCUGUCAGGGUCCUGCCUGGCCUCUCUGGCCCUAGGCCCUGGGAUGGUAUCUGCCCCCAUUCUGCAGCCUUGGGGGUGCCUGGGACUGGGCGUGGAAGGAGAGGGCGAGGCCGGGCUGUGACGGGCAGGCAGAGCCAGUCAGGUGCUUGUGGAGCCCCAAGCAGCCAGUGCCGUCUCUGCGCUCCCUGGAGGAUGGGGUCUGGGAGUCCUAGCUCCCUGCACACGGGGCCCAGGCUGUCACAUGCGUUGGGCUCACCUUCUCAAGUUGUUGCUGCUGUGAGGUGGCAUCGGGCAGCCCUUCCCCAGGUGUCACAGAACCACCCUCCAGGGAGCUGCCAGCCCUGCAUUCUGGUCCCCACCACGUUUUCCUACCACGUGGCUUCCAGAGAGGGAGCCGUGGAGCUCCUGUGGUUGCUGGGUAGGGCAGUCCUGUGGGGGAGGGCCUAGAAGACCCCUGCCUGUGUCUGGUGAGGGGGUGCUGCCUUCCUCUGGCCCCCAACAACCUGUCUCUCAGACCCCUGCCCCCCCCAACAUAGCUGAGUUGUGAAGAUGGUGCUCCAAACCUGUCCUUCCCACCCCCACGUUGGUGCUCUCAGCUUGAAGGUGCUGUGCCUCUCUGCCUGAGCCCAGCCUUCAGGACAGGCAGCCUGCUCCACGCCACCACAGGCCGGAAAUGCUACAGGGCCGAUGGCAGAGGAGGCAUGGAGUCCCCUGGUCUAGAACAAGACACUCUUCAAACACUGUAUCACUUCUGCCUCCCUCCAGGGGACAGUGGCUGCCGGGGUGCGGCUCCCGCCCACGCAGACCACGGUGUGUUUCGGACACACACUGGGCCUCGGAGCCACUGGCCCAGGCAGAAGUCUCCUUGAGCCCUCUGGGGCACGUGUGAACUAGCAUGCUGCUGCCCGCAGAUGCCCUCCUGUUCUGAGCCCUGGGCCAUGUCCUCCUCAGACACUCCCAGAUGGGGGUUGGUGGCGGUUGAUAGUGGAGGCUGGUGCUGGUGCGUGGCCUAAGUGUCCACGGGCAGCUGGCAGGGACCUGUGCUGCUGCUGCUGACCAUGGGCAGGUGGCGCCUGGGAGCGGCUCUUGCUCAGGAAUUGAUAGGAACCCUGGCGACUGGGACGCCCCCUCCCUGGCCCAUGAGGCACUCGGUGACCUAUUUAAGACUUGCCCCUUAAUUUAUCCGCCCCAGGACACGCCAGUCUGUUGUGGUCAGCAGGGCCCCCUCCCCCGUCAUCAGCGGUCAGUCCCCGCCACACGCUGCUGCUCCCUGUCAGCCCUUGUCUGUUGCCCUUGGGAGGCUCUGCUGUCUUCCUGGUGAACUGUGUUUGGAUUGCGCACAUUGUCACGGUCUGCCCCUGGGCUGUGGGCGCCCCUUCCUCUGGGCACCCCUGCGUUCUGCUACCCCACCUCUAGACGCUGUAAUAAACAGACCAUUUUCACUUGGA